Molecule: messenger RNA, 985 nt
Organism: Austrofundulus limnaeus
Lineage: Eukaryota; Metazoa; Chordata; Actinopteri; Cyprinodontiformes; Rivulidae
Gene: ntpcr
Product: nucleoside-triphosphatase, cancer-related
Exons: 5
Coding region: 42-629 (195 amino acids)
Molecular function (GO): ATP hydrolysis activity
Source: RefSeq, a predicted model, not a curated record
UCUAUUUACGGAAGUGCUGGCUGCGUCUGCAAACCGGUUCGAUGAUUAAACACGUUUUUCUAACAGGACCUCCAGGUGUGGGGAAAACCACUCUGGUGCAGAAAGCCUGUGAAGCUGUGGCGUCGUCCGGAGCCCCAGUCGAAGGCUUUUACACAGAGGAGGUGAGGGAGGGGGGCAGGAGAGUCGGCUUUGAUGUCGUCACCCUCACCGGAGAGAGGGGCCACCUGUCCAGAACCAGAGACGGCGCUGGCGUGUCUCGUCACGGCAGGCAGGAGUGCAAGGUGGGACAGUACGUGGUCGACGUGCCCUCGUUUGAAAACCUGGCUCUCCCCCUCUUCAGAAACGUGGGCUCGGCAGCAGGCGGCAGGAGGGUCUUCGUCAUCGACGAGAUCGGGAAGAUGGAGCUCUUCAGCGAGCCGUUCGUCCGGGCCGUGAGGCAGACGUUAGACGCUGCUGCCUGCACCGUGCUGGGCACCAUCCCCGUCCCCAAAGGGAGACCUCUGGGUCUGGUUGAAGAGGUGCGGGGCAGGAGGGACGUCAAGGUCUUCACCGUGACUAAAGAGAACAGAAAUGUUCUUCUACAAGACGUUUUAACAACUCUACAAGAAUGUUUGAAGGCUUCAGCGUAAACUCAAGCUUUGAAGAGAAAACCUCAACAUUUUCUUUAUUUUUAUUUUUCCUGACAACUCUUCUUCUGUGUGAGUGUGUAGCUUCACACAACCAGACUGUUUAAAACCAGGCAGUAAAACGAGGAGCGUCCAGAGUCACGAGUGUGUUUAAGUCUACAACUCAGUUUCUGUGUUUUUCCUUUAACCUCCAAAUGGAUUGGAUGCUGAAUAAUUGAUUUUGAGACGGAGCACAGCGGAGGGAAUUAUUCAUUUAGAGCAGAAAUUCCUGCUGAACAGCUCCUGUGUGAGCGAGAGUCCAGUUUUCUUUUUUGUCCAUUAAUAAGUGAUGAUUUAAAAUAAAGAAAAGUGCAAACAAA